AUGGCCUCAACCAUGCUCAAACACCUUCUUUUCUUCACUGUAGCUGUCUUCGCCACUUCUUGGAUUGCCCAAGCAAGUGAUCCAGAUAUCUUGUCCGACUUCAUAUUCCCCGCAAAUUCUAAUGCCAUUAAUGGCAGUUUCUUCACCUUUACUGGAAUGCGAGGAGUGCUUGAUUCCCCAGUCCCACCAAACUUUAAGGUGACCAAAGCUAGCAUGGUUGAGUUCCCGGCUCUAAAUGGUCAGAGUGUCUCUUUCGCUGUUCUCCAGUACCCUGCAGAGGGUGUAAACCCGCUUCACACCCACCCCCGUUCUGCAGAGCAUCUGUUUGUCGUGGAAGGUGCCCUUGUGGUUGGUUUUGUUGACACCACCAACAAACUCUACACUCAGACGCUCGAACUCGGGGACAUGUUUGUGUUUCCUAAGGGACUAGUGCACUUUCAGUACAAUGCUAAUGCCCAAGAACCGGCCGUCGCUAUCUCUGCCUUUGGCAGUGCAAAUGCUGGAACUGUUUCAGUUCCCCUCUCUGUGUUCGCUACUGGCAUCGAUGAUGGAAUCCUGGCCAAGUCUUUCAAAACCGAUGUAGCUACCAUUCAGAAGAUCAAGGCAGGACUUGGGGGCAAGGCCUAA
Vitis vinifera (wine grape) is the source of this 627-nucleotide messenger RNA. RefSeq names its product germin-like protein 9-3. Gene Ontology annotation, cellular component: cell wall. Gene Ontology annotation, molecular function: manganese ion binding. The coding region runs from base 1 to 627 and encodes 208 amino acids. The record is from RefSeq and is a predicted model, not a curated record. The transcript has a single exon. Lineage: Eukaryota; Viridiplantae; Streptophyta; Magnoliopsida; Vitales; Vitaceae.